UCAAAUACUAUUGGUCUCAGACGGAAAUUUCGUUUUCAUGUAUUGAUAAAAGUCUCGUAUCCUAGAAAGCCGCGCUUUCUGCGCCAUCUUGUUAUAACGUCAUUUCUAUUUAAGGAAUUUGCUGUGUACGUUGGGAAUGUGCUUGGAUUUUAUAUCAUUUUAGAACAUUGCAAAAUAUUGCAGAUAUCACUAUUACCACGAUUUUUUCUGUAAUAUUGGUUAUUAUUUUCAGGCCAAGGUCAAGAUUCACAGGGCUGAGGAGAUACAUUUUGUUCCCAAAUGUGAAAUAAAAUAAAUUUAACAUAUCAAUAGAAUAAAAAUCUGAACAAUAAUACAAGAUGGACGUCGAUAAGCUUUCUGAUGCAGAAUUGCGUACAAAACUCUUGGAGUUUGGAUUUCCAGUUAUGCCUAUAACUGGGACAACAAGAAAGGUUAUGGCAAAAAAGCUGAAAAUGCUUCUUGAAAAUAAGAAUAAAAUAGGCUCAGAAGGAACCAGAAGGUCUAUGGGUCGAUACUCUAGUGAGGAAGAUAGUGACUCGGAGCUAAAAGUAUCAAAGAAGAAGGAAAAUAGAAGGAUCACCAUGGCAGCUCCAAUAAUGCAGCCUCCUUCAGUUGGUGUUAAAGUUAGGAAAAGUACGCGUUUCAAUGAGUCUCCAGAACCUGAGAAUAAUGUUGGAAUCCAGUUGUCUAGAAGUCCUGUCAAACAUGAAUCAAGAACGACAACUACAACUACAACCAAGACACAGAAAAUCAUUAAAUCUGGCCAAGAUGAAUUUGAUACAGGGUCGGAAUCUGAAUCUGAUAUCGUCAACAAUUAUAAGUUGAUAAAGGGAACAUCUAAUUUUAGCAAAAAUUUACCAGUAACAUCUCCCAACUCAUCAUCAGUUAGAUACUCGCCUCCUAAAUCAACAGAUACUUCCUACAGUUCUACAAGGAAUGUUUCAUUCAAUAUUAAUGCGUCGCCUAGUCGAGUAUCAACAUAUAAUUCACCAUCUUUGGCUUCAGAAUAUGCUUCUGAUAAAUUGAAUGAAAUCAGAUCCAGGUUGAGUCUGAAUACGCCAUCUUAUGAAAGUCCAGUGUAUUCAUCAAGUUUACCCUCAAAAGAAGAGACUCCAUUUCUCAGCAAUUUCACUAAGAGAUUGUCUGCAUUGUCCAGCCAGAAGAAUGAUCAGGACUAUAAGAAAGAUAUCAAGGAACAUGACACUAAUGGUUCAUCUACCUUUGUCAGAGGUCAAUUAAGCAGGUGAAAUAUAGUUUUGAAUGUAGAUCUAAAA
Molecule: messenger RNA, 1274 nt
Organism: Leptinotarsa decemlineata (Colorado potato beetle)
Lineage: Eukaryota; Metazoa; Arthropoda; Insecta; Coleoptera; Chrysomelidae
Gene: MAN1
Product: LEM domain-containing inner nuclear membrane protein MAN1
Biological process (GO): nuclear envelope organization; negative regulation of BMP signaling pathway
Molecular function (GO): chromatin DNA binding
Source: RefSeq, a predicted model, not a curated record